GAGUUGUAUUUGGCUGGUCUGGGAGGCGGCUAAGUGGCUAACAAAGUGGGCUUGCUAGCCGCUAUCGCGGUGUGGCGGUGCCGUGACUCAGAAACAGAAUAGGAGCAAGUGAUGGAUUGAAGGUGGAGGCCAGAGUGAGUGGCCGGCGCCAUUCAAAGCGAGUUUUUCAGACCUGGAAGAUAUAGGUUUUUUCCAGGGGACUAUAGCGGAUGGGUAUGACGGUGAGUGAGUUCCGUUGCAGCGGUGGGCGCUCCCACUGGCGAUAGCGGUGCUGGACCAGAAGCUGGGUGACAAGGUUUGGGACGUCCCGACGAACUUCCGCAGGUGCAGCAAACUUUGUCUGACAAACAAACAUCCAGUGGGUGCACGCCGACGUAGUGAAAGGUGAUCCGGCUCAGGACUGAGAAAACCCAUAUCUGAAAUCCCCGAUUCCAUAGCUUAUCUUUCUCUUUUGCUGAAAUUUGGUGCUUUGACGGGAGAUAUGAGAGGUUUCGGCUUUAUCGCCGCCGCAUAGUGAAGCUUUUGUUGUCCCGUUUUCGUUUCAGCCAUUGCUUUAGGUUGGAACGGGAUCGACGGUGGGUGCUGGUGUUCUCGGAGGGCUUCGAAGACUGCAGCAGCGGGUCAAUUCUUUUGCUUGACUGUUUCGCUUCGUCUUUUGGGUCGAGCGAGGGUUAUUUCGCAGGGAGGCAAUUUUGCAGACGGAUUUUACACGGUGAAGCGGGAAGGCAGAUGAAAGUUGUACACGGCUGGGCAGCGGAGAAGAAAACAAUUAGCCGCGGUCUUGCUAUAAGAGGGGAACGCGGAGGAAUGAACGGGCUUCGCGUAUUCCAGAUUUUGAUCGUCAAUAGAGAAUCAAUAGGUGUGGUACCGAUGGUACGACCCCCUCCAGAACCACCGACAAGGGUUGAUCUCUGGCGGCGGCAGGGGUGUUAUUUAGUUUGUUUUGUUUACUUUUCCAACGAUUGUUACUUUUGCUUUGGCGUGUGUUUCUUUGUUUUUGUUCCAGUUUGUAAGACAUUGAUGUUGGAUGUGGGGGAUGAGAGGAAUUUGGUAACCGUGUUAGGCUUUUU
Cuscuta epithymum is the source of this 1070-nucleotide messenger RNA. NCBI's taxonomy places the organism in Eukaryota, Viridiplantae, Streptophyta, Magnoliopsida, Solanales, Convolvulaceae. The record is from the annotation of a GenBank genome assembly.